AUGUUGGCUGUGGCCUUCCGUCCUGCCGUGGCAUUUGCUGAUGUCUCAUCCUUCAGUCCUGAGUCCUGCCCUUAUCGAGUCCCUGGUGACAUCCAAAAUAUAAAGGCAGAGAUAAAGAAAAUCACAAAGGUAGAUGAACAGAAAGAAGAGAGAGACAGACAAGGAAAGAAGAGAUCAGGGAGUGUCAGAGAGAGGAAAGAGAAAGAAAAAAAGGCCGAUGCUGCUACCAGUUUUCUGAGGGCAGCAAGAUCGGGGAACUUGGAUAAAGCUUUGGAUCAUCUGCGGAAUGGGGUAGAUAUUAACACCUGUAACCAGAAUGGGUUAAAUGGUUUACAUCUGGCUUCAAAAGAAGGCCAUGUGAAAAUGGUGGUGGAGCUCCUGCAUAAGGAAAUCGUUUUAGAAACAACAACGAAGAAGGGGAACACAGCCUUGCACAUUGCUGCCCUAGCAGGUCAGGAUGAAGUGGUCCGGGAACUUGUCAACUAUGGAGCAAAUGUCAAUGCACAGUCUCAGAAAGGCUUUACACCCCUUUAUAUGGCGGCACAAGAAAAUCACUUGGAAGUUGUUAAGUUUCUGCUGGAAAAUGGAGCAAAUCAGAAUGUUGCAACAGAAGAUGGCUUCACACCAUUGGCCGUGGCACUACAGCAGGGCCAUGAGAACGUGGUGGCUCACCUGAUCAACUAUGGGACAAAGGGAAAGGUGCGUCUGCCCGCCCUUCACAUCGCAGCCCGGAAUGAUGACACGAGGACCGCUGCGGUCCUGCUCCAGAAUGACCCAAAUGCAGAUGUACUGUCCAAGACAGGAUUCACCCCGCUCCACAUAGCAGCCCACUAUGAGAACCUCAAUGUGGCCCAGUUAUUACUAAACCGGGGAGCCAGUGUCAACUUUACUCCACAGAAUGGCAUAACUCCCCUGCACAUUGCUUCUCGGAGGGGGAACGUGAUCAUGGUACGACUCCUGCUGGAUCGAGGGGCUGAGAUAGAAACCAGGACCAAGGAUGAAUUGACUCCUCUCCACUGUGCAGCUAGAAAUGGGCAUGUGCGAAUCUCAGAGCUCCUGCUGGACCACGGGGCACCCAUCCAGGCCAAAACCAAGAAUGGCUUGUCCCCUAUCCACAUGGCAGCUCAGGGAGAUCAUUUAGACUGUGUGCGGCUCCUGCUCCAGUACAAUGCAGAAAUAGAUGACAUCACCCUGGACCACCUCACGCCUCUCCACGUAGCGGCCCACUGUGGCCACCAUAGAGUGGCCAAGGUGCUUUUGGACAAAGGGGCCAAACCCAACUCCAGAGCCCUGAACGGCUUCACGCCCUUACACAUUGCCUGUAAGAAGAAUCACAUCCGCGUGAUGGAGUUGCUGCUGAAGACAGGAGCUUCCAUAGAUGCCGUCACAGAGUCUGGACUGACCCCACUACAUGUAGCGUCCUUCAUGGGGCACCUUCCCAUUGUGAAGAAUCUUCUGCAGCGGGGAGCAUCACCUAAUGUCUCCAAUGUGAAAGUGGAGACACCACUGCACAUGGCAGCCAGAGCUGGGCACACAGAAGUAGCCAAAUAUUUACUCCAGAACAAAGCCAAAGUUAAUGCCAAGGCCAAGGAUGACCAGACCCCACUUCACUGUGCAGCUCGUAUUGGCCAUACAAACAUGGUGAAACUUCUCCUGGAAAAUAAUGCCAACCCCAACCUUGCCACGACUGCAGGACACACCCCUUUGCACAUCACAGCACGAGAGGGCCAUGUGGAAACAGCCCUGGCCCUACUAGAAAAGGAAGCUUCUCAGGCUUGCAUGACCAAGAAAGGAUUUACCCCUCUCCAUGUUGCUGCUAAAUAUGGAAAGGUAAAUGUGGCUGAAUUGCUGCUGGAGAGGGACGCCCAUCCAAAUGCAGCUGGAAAAAAUGGCCUCACCCCUCUCCAUGUCGCUGUCCAUCACAAUAAUCUGGAGAUUGUGAAACUUCUACUCCCUCGAGGAGGCUCACCACACAGCCCUGCUUGGAAUGGCUAUACCCCUCUGCACAUAGCAGCCAAACAGAACCAGAUGGAGCUUGCCAGCAACCUGCUACAAUAUGGGGGGUCUGCAAAUGCCGAGUCGGUACAAGGCGUGACACCCCUUCACCUCGCGGCCCAGGAGGGUCAUGCAGAAAUGGUCGCUCUGCUACUCUCAAAACAAGCCAACGGCAACCUCGGGAACAAGAGUGGCCUCACUCCUCUCCAUCUGGUGGCUCAAGAGGGCCAUGUUGCAGUAGCAGAUGUGCUCAUCAAACAGGGGGUCACAGUGGAUGCCACUACCCGGAUGGGCUAUACUCCAUUGCACGUGGCCAGCCAUUAUGGAAACAUCAAGCUGGUAAAGUUCCUGCUCCAACACCAAGCCGACGUAAAUGCAAAGACCAAGCUAGGAUACACUCCUUUGCAUCAAGCGGCUCAGCAAGGACAUACAGAUAUUGUGACCCUGCUGCUGAAGAAUGGUGCUUCCCCCAAUGAGGUCAGCUCGAAUGGAACCACUCCUUUGGCCAUUGCCAAGCGUCUCGGCUACAUUUCUGUAACGGAUGUCCUGAAAAUUGUCACAGAUGAGACGGGUGUUGUGGUAAGUGCAUUAGUCAGCGACAAGCACCGAAUGAGCUUCCCAGAGACAGUGGAUGAGAUUCUGGACGUCUCUGAAGAUGAAGGGGAGGAACUCAUGGGCUCCAAACCCGAAAGGCCAGAUUCCAGGGAUGCAGAUGAAGAGAAGGAGCUCUUGGACUUUGUACCCAAGCUAGAUCAAGUGGUGGAAUCUCCAGCCAUUCCCAGAAUUCCAUGUGUCACACCUGAGACUGUGGUGAUCAGGGCAGAAGAGCCAGAACAGGCAUCCAAAGAAUUUGAUGAAGAUUCCUUAAUUCCCAGCAGCCCAGCAACAGAGACCUCAGAUAAUAUUAGUCCUGUGGCCAGCCCAGUACACACAGGGUUCCUAGUGAGCUUCAUGGUGGAUGCCCGUGGGGGUUCCAUGAGGGGAAGUCGGCACAAUGGCCUGCGGGUCAUCAUCCCACCUCGAGCAUGUGCAGCUCCCACUCGCAUCACUUGCCGCCUGGUCAAGCCCCAGAAGCUAACCACACCACCACCCUUGGCUGAGGAAGAGGAGGACAGCCGCACCUGCCUGCUUCCUUCUUGCCCGGCUGAACUGCCCCGGCCAGCUGGUAUGCAGGGGCUAGAAUUACAGGGCCCUGACGUCACCCUCGGCCCCGCCUGGGGUGGCUCUGUCGGAGGGCAGAUGUACAGAGCCGGGGUUGCCUGGGCUCUGGGGCUCCUCCCUUCCUCUCACCCCGAAGGAGAACUAGAUGAAGCCCCUCGGGAGCUCGUGAACCCUGGGGGAGAAUGA
Messenger RNA from Gracilinanus agilis (Agile Gracile Mouse Opossum), 3342 nucleotides. RefSeq names its product ankyrin-1-like. Gene Ontology annotation, cellular component: neuron projection; plasma membrane. The record is from RefSeq and is a predicted model, not a curated record. NCBI's taxonomy places the organism in Eukaryota, Metazoa, Chordata, Mammalia, Didelphimorphia, Didelphidae. Gene Ontology annotation, biological process: protein localization to plasma membrane. The coding region runs from base 1 to 3342 and encodes 1113 amino acids. Gene Ontology annotation, molecular function: spectrin binding; cytoskeletal adaptor activity; transmembrane transporter binding. The transcript is spliced from 28 exons.